UCAAGUAAUAGCAAGGAAUGUAGUAUGUCAUGUGAUCCGACUGACGCUCGGCGCUUACCGGUACCCGGGCCGGCCAGUGUGAAAUUGGUUACCGAAGAUAAUACGACUGAUCAAAUGACAAACAGUAAAAAAAUCUUAAGAAGUGGCGACGCCUCGCAACCCUCACAGAAGAUCUCUAUACGUCUGCAACACAGAAUAGGCACAUGGAAUGUGAGAGGGCUGCUGGGAACUGGAAAGUUACAAAUUGUUGAAAAAGAAAUGAAACAUCACCAUCUGUCAAUACUAGGCUUAAGCGAAACGCACAUGCGCAGCCAAGGUCAUUUCAAGACUGCUUCUGGGAACACUAUGUACUUCUGUGGUCCCGAAAACGAGAGCAGAAGUGGAGUCGCGUUCGUCUUACCGCCACAUGUUGACAAACAUGUUCUAGGUUACAAUGCCGUAAGUGACAGGAUUAUAACACUUAAGUUGAACACCAAGCCGUGCAUCCUAAAUUUGAUCCAGGUUUAUGCUCCUACGGAGGAGUCCAAAGAAGAAGUAAGCGACAAAUUUUAUGGCUUCUUACUAGACGCACUUAAAGCAAUACCAAACAGGGAAGUCACUAUGAUUCUUGGUGACUGGAAUGCGAAAAUUGGGAACACAUCAUCAGACGAGCACUUAAGGAAUGUUGUUGGCAAGUUUGGUUUAGGCGUGAGGAGUACACGCGGAGAAAAACUACUAGAAUGUAUUGAUAAGAAACUAAGCAUAAUGAACACUUACUUCCAACAUCAUCCACGCCGUACUUACACCUGGAAAUCCCCAGGUGAUCGUUAUAGAAACCAAAUUGACUACAUCCUAAUUGACGCUCGCUGGCGAUCAUCUGUAUCAAACGUAAAGACCUUCCCUGGUGCAGAUUGUCACUCCGAUCACAACCUAUUAGUGGCAUGGUUUGGUCUACGUUUCAAAAACAUACGUAAAGUUUCGCGACCCAAACCAAGACAGAUUGACCCAAUGAAGCAUUCCACUUUCAGAGAGAUGGUAGAAGCUAAACUGUUGGAAAAAAGUCAGAGUUGCACUGAACCAAAUGCACAGUGGAAAGAAUUCAAGUCCACUGUGCUUGAUUCCCUAGAAAAAUGUCAGCCUUCUAGAAAGGAGCCUAAGACCAACAUAUGGCUAUCUACUAAUACCUGGGAACUAGUGCAGGAACGAAAAGACCUGAAGUGCAAAGGUUUUAUGAACGAUGAGACCAUAGCAAGAUACACCGAACUUUGCAAAUUUAUAAAAAAGAGCAGCCGCCAAGAUAAGAACAAUUUUAUUUUGAACUUGUGCCGAGAUGUUGAAUUGCACGCGAACAAAAUGCAAACUGCUGAUCUCUUCAAAAAAGUCCGGCUUCUAUCAAAACAAUUUAAGCCGAAAUCAUGGAUGAUCGAAGAUAAAGAUGGGAAUCUCAUUCAUGAGCUUGAGAAAGUGGCUGACCGUUGGCGUGAGUACUGUGUAGACCUAUACAAAACUGAAAUUGUUUCGGCCAUAGCUUCUUUAAAGAACAGAAAAGCUCCUGGACCAGAUGAAAUAACGGCAGAAAUACUCAAAACCUUGGGGGAAGUUGGAAUUAAUAAAAUGCAUGACAUUUGCAACGCUGUAUGGACAACAGGCAAGUGGCCUAAAGACUGGUCAAAAUCUAUCAUUCUCCCUUUGCACAAGAAAGGAUCCAUCCAAAAAUGUGAAAAUUAUCGCACACUUGCCCUCAUAUCCCAUGCCAGCAAAAUCUUGCUCCACAUUAUAAACAAAAGGCUGAGGCACUUCCUUGAUUGGCAAAUCCCGCAAGAACAAGCGGGCUUCGUCAAGGGAAAGUGAACACGUGAACAGAUAUUGAAUGUUAGGCAACUCAUAGAAAAAUCUUACGAACUCAAUGCACCUUUCAUCAUGUGUUUUAUCGACUAUAACAAAGCAUUUGACUGUGUGGACUGGAAGCUUCUUUGGUCAGUCCUUCUGGAGAUGGGAGUCCCAAAACAUAUAGUUGGAGUGCUUCAGGGUCUAUACUAUGACAGUCAAGGGACAGUGAAAAUCGACAAGACAACUUCGAAAACCUUCCCGUUUGGCAAAGGUGUUCGCCAAGGAUGCAUCGUGUCCCCUAUUCUUUUUAAUAUCUAUGGAGAAUAUAUCAUACGUCAGAUCUGUGAAGAUUGGAGUGGUAAAAUAACUGUUAACGGCACAAAAAUACUAAAUUAACGCUACGCCGACGACACUAUUCUUUUCGCAUCCAACGAAACUGAAAUGUACAACCUGUUGAAUAAAAUGGAGCAACAUAGCUUGGAGAUGCGACUGACUAUAAAUCGCUCAAAAACAAAGAUCAUGGUAGUGGAUCGUGCUUCUAAACUGGAAUUUAAUGGGAUACUCAAACUAGAAACCGUUGACCACCUCAUUUACCUGGGCUCUAGCAUUAAUAACAAUGGAUCUAGCGAAGGUGAAGUCCGCAGGAGAAUUGGAAUGGCUAAAGCUGCAAUGUCUCAGCUCGACAAGAUAUGGAGGGACCGGAGCAUCAGAAACAAGACAAAAGUGGCACUGGUGAGUGCUCUAGUCUUCUCUAUCUUCCUAUACGGGGCAGAGACAUGGACACUAAAAGCUAGAGACCGCCAGCGUGUAGAUGCCUUUGAAAUGUGGUGCUGGAGGAAGAUGCUCCAAAUUCCGUGGACGGCAUUCAGGACCAACCUCUCUAUCUUAGAAGAACUCAAGCUUGACAAGAAACCUAGGCUCUCCAAAAUUUGCCUGAGGAAAAUCCUUGAGUUUUUUGGCCAUAUCGCCCGCAAACCAGGUGAUAACCUCCAAAAAUUGAUAAUCACUGGACGAAUGGAGGGCAAGAGGUCGAGAGGCAGGAAUCCAAUGCGCUGGACCGAUCAGGUCCGCACCACACUCAACAUGAAUGUGGCUAAAGCGGUUCGUGUCGCCAAAAACCGAACCAGAUGGCAAAACAUCGUGCGCGAAGGACUGUUUCCCUAAUGACUCACGACCCCCAGCAUUGGGGA
Molecule: messenger RNA, 2999 nt
Organism: Manduca sexta (tobacco hornworm)
Lineage: Eukaryota; Metazoa; Arthropoda; Insecta; Lepidoptera; Sphingidae
Product: LINE-1 retrotransposable element ORF2 protein
Molecular function (GO): catalytic activity
Source: RefSeq, a predicted model, not a curated record